CAAUGCACCACUGUUCCAUGUCGUCCUCUGUGUGUGACAGUGCGUGAGUGAGCGAGUGUGUGUGAAUGUGCCGAGGAGUACACACCGGGGCCAGUCGCUCUCUCUCUCUCUCCUUCCCCUCUCUCUAUCUCUUUCUCCGUGCCACCGCUCCGACUCCCUCCACUGGGACUAACAGAAAGAACGGGAGAUAAUCAACCGGAAGAUUCUUCUCUCUGUCUGGGGAACUGUUGUCCUAUUGGAGUAGCUUUUGUCCUUUUGGAGCUGCGAGUGUGUUUGGAUUACACUUGGAGUUGCCCUGUGCUGCUACAAGAAGUGCUGCUGGGUUUUUUUUUUGUGUGUGCGCGCCAGUGUGGAUACCUUCCUGUUGAGCUGGUGAGUCGGACUAAGUCUUCCGAGUAUUUUCUCUGAGUGGCUUCUGCGGAGCUGCCGGUUAAGAUGGCUGCCAGGCGCUUGUGGCUCCUGGGGUUGCUGGUGGCCCUGCUCAGCGUGGGCGUGAGGACGCAGGACGUGGCCGCCGCGGAGGAAGAGGAAGAGGUGGCCGGCCUGGAAGAGGAGGCCGAGGAGGUGGAUGCCGGAGAGGAGGAGGAGGAGGAGGAAGAGGCCGAGGCGGAUGAAGACGAUGAUGGCGACGGGAUAGAGGACACGGGAGAUGGUGAUGAAGAAGAAGAAGAAGAAGAAGAAGAAGAGGCCGCCGAGGAGGAAGAUGUAGAGGAGGAGGAGGAGGAGGAAGAGGCUGCUGCAGAGGAGGAGGAGGAGGAGAAGGAAGAGGCAGAGGAGGAAGAAGAGGCUGUUGAGGAGGAAGAGGAGGAGGCAGCUGAGGAGGAGGAGGAGGAGGAAGAGGCUGCUGCUGAGGAGGAAGAAGAGGAGGCCGCUGAGGAGGAAGAGGCAGCCGAGGAAGAGGAGGAGGAGGAAGAGGCAGCCGAGGAGGAGGAGGAGGAGGAGGAAGAGGCAGCUGAGGAAGAGGAGGAGGAGGAAGAGGCUGCUGCUGAGGAGGAGGAGGGUGAUGAUGAGGAAGAGGAGGAGGAAGAGGCUGCAGAAGAUGCUGAUGAAGACGAAACCGACGAGGCUGCUGCUGAAGAUGAUGCUGAGGAAGAGGAGGAAGAGGAGGCCGAGGCGGCUGAGGAAGAAGAGGAGGCUGGUGAGGAGGAGGAGGAGGAGGCUGCAGCUGAGGAGGAGGAUGAAGAACAUUCCGACGACGACGAGGCAGAGGAUGCAGAGGAGGAGGAGGAAGCAGAAGUUGAAGCAGAGGCAGAGGAAGAGGAGGAGGAAGAGGAAGAAAUUGUUCCGUCACAUUACCAUUCUGGAUCACUCUGCAGCGUCUGCUCAAUCUGUGAGACUUGCGGCAACUGUGACAACUGUCCCUGUGAGGAGGGUGAUGAGUCGGAUCACUGCCAGAGCUGUGAUACGUGCGCUCUUUGCUUCAUGUGUCCCCUCUUCUGUGAGACUGUCUGUGCACCAGGUGGCUUUGUGGAUGAUUUCACUGGAUCCAUCUACCAGUCGGUCAUCUCACUCUUCUGAGCUCCGCGCCGGACCCCACCCCUGCGGUUGUGACCACCCCACCUCGCGGUUAUGGGUCACCUUGUCAUCCCCCCCGUCUCUUGACGUCCGCUGUGGGGGAGAAAGUUACUCUCAGUGCAGACUGAGAUCAGGUUUAUCCUGUCAG
This is a messenger RNA of Sardina pilchardus (European sardine), 1663 nucleotides long. RefSeq names its product cilia- and flagella-associated protein 251. Bases 436 to 1518 code for a protein of 360 amino acids. The transcript is spliced from 6 exons. The record is from RefSeq and is a predicted model, not a curated record. Gene Ontology annotation, molecular function: calcium ion binding. Lineage: Eukaryota; Metazoa; Chordata; Actinopteri; Clupeiformes; Clupeidae.